AUGCAGCCGGCGGCGGUGCGGCGGCGGGACGUGCACCCCGGUCCCAGGGGUGGCUGGGGGGCUGCAAGGAGGCCCCGGCACAGCGGGAGAGCCUGCUCGGGAGGUGGCGAGGAUGCUGCGGGGCUGAUUAUUCACAGCUUCCCUCGCCCCGAUUGGCUCCGGCGCCGAGCGCAGCCGGGCCCCGCUGCAGGAGGAGACUCCGUGGCCAUAAAAGCGGGGUGGGAGCUGGAGGGCGGCGAGUCCGGCGGGCACCCUGGGCGUCGCCGCGGGGCCACCAGCUAGCGGGGCCUUGCCACCGCCACCGCCGCCGAUGACCGGCUCAGCCUGACGCCCGCAGAGGGACACCCACCACCCACCACCCAUCCUGACUCGGUGAAGCGGGUUCUCAGCGGGACGGGGAGCAGCGGCAGGCAGCGGCUGCGGGGUGAGAUGGCGCGGCGAGUGCUGGCACUAGUGCUCUGCCUUUCCCUGGCCGCGGCGGCAUCCGCCGACUGCGUGACCCAGUGCUCCCUCUGCGAGGCCCGGACCCGCGGCACUGAGAGCAGCGUCCGGCCCCUGAUGUGCCUGCGGGAAUGCCAGGGCUCCUCACCGCCCGGCCCCGAGUGGGAGACGUGCAGGAAGGCGCUGGCACUCCUGGCCCCGCUGGUGGCCCUGGCCGAAGGGACAGACCCGUCCCCUCAGGAGGCAGAGGAGGACGAGGCAGAGCCGGAGCAGGAGCUGGGUCCCGGCGAGCUGCCGCCGGCACCGGCCAAGCGCUACGGGGGCUUCAUGAAGAAGAUGGCCAAAGGGAAGCUGCUCUCCCUGCUGCGCGAGAAUGCCCACAGCAAGGGCGGCCUCAGCAAGAAGUUCGGGGGCUUCGGCCGCAAGCCAGGGGAGCGGGCGGCCCCCGAGGACUACCCAGGGCCGGGGCCAGCAGGCGAUGGGGGCGAGGAGCCCACGGGUGCCGGGGCCGAGGGGCAGGAGCUGGCGGAGCUGCACAAGCGUUACGGUGGCUUCAUGCGCCGGAUCCGGCCCAAGCUCAAGUGGGACAAUCAGAAGCGCUACGGGGGCUUCCUGCGGCGGCAGUUCAAGGUGACCACGCGGUCGGACGAGGACCCCAGCGCCUACUCAGCGGAGGUCUCGGACCUAUAG
This is a messenger RNA of Gymnogyps californianus (California condor), 1131 nucleotides long. RefSeq names its product prodynorphin (gene PDYN). Gene Ontology annotation, molecular function: opioid receptor binding. Gene Ontology annotation, biological process: sensory perception; neuropeptide signaling pathway; chemical synaptic transmission. NCBI's taxonomy places the organism in Eukaryota, Metazoa, Chordata, Aves, Accipitriformes, Cathartidae. Gene Ontology annotation, cellular component: neuronal cell body; plasma membrane; axon terminus. The record is from RefSeq and is a predicted model, not a curated record.